CCCAAGUUCUAGGGUUCUCUACGUAAUUAUUGCAAGAUGUAUUACUACAGUAUUUGUAAUUGUGCCCCUGAAUUUCUGUUCGAUCAGAAUCAGAACAAAGACCAAAAUAUUCUUAAUCCAAAUCGGACAGAAACCCACACUUUCAGGUGUAACGGGAUGUCCGAUCCACUCACCAGGUGUGAAUUCACUCAUGAUUUCAACUCCCUUAUUGUUAGCAUCUUUCUGAGGUCGUGAGAAGCGAUGACUUUCUAGGCUUCUGCUCUGGGCCGGCCCUGCUAGUAGAAGGGUACUCUGUCUAGUGCCUCCUUUACCUUAUCCAUAGGAAUAAUGUCUGAAUUAACGAGCCUGGUGAGAGAAACUUCUGAAAAUGGCACAGAUUUGUCUCCAGAUGAUAUCGGUUCUAUCGAGGAAAUGCCUGAAGACACAAUUUUGUCACGACAAACCUCUGUGAACCUUGUCCCAUUUAUUGGCCAAAGAUUUGUUUCGCAGGAUGCUGCCUAUGAAUUUUACUGUAGUUUUGCUAAGCAGUGUGGAUUUUCAAUCAGACGACACCGUACACGAGGGAAAGAUGGUGUUGGUCGGGGAAUUACAAGAAGGGAUUUCACGUGCCACCGGGGUGGCUAUCCACAGCUGAAGCCAUCAGAUGAUGGAAAGCUACAAAGGAAUAGGAAGUCGACACGUUGUGGAUGUCAAGCUUAUAUGAGAAUUGUUAAAAGAGCUGAUUUUGAUGUUCCUGAAUGGCGCAUCACUGGUUUUAGCAACGUCCACAACCAUGAACUUGUGAAGUUAAACGAGGUGCAACUACUUCCUGCUUAUUGCACCAUGUCUACAGAUGACAAGAGUCGGAUUUGUAUGUUUGCAAAAGCAGGUAUGUCAGUGCGACAAAUGCUAAGACUCAUGGAGUUGGAGAAGGGUGUUAAGCUAGGUUGCUUACCGUUCACAGAAAUAGACAUCAGAAACCUGUUACAGUCUUUCAGGAGCGUGGACAGAGAUAAUGAUCCUAUUGACCUUGUAAAAAUGUGCAAGGAUAAGAAGGAUAAAGACCCCAACUUCAAGUAUAACUUCAAGAUUGAUGCCAACAACAGGUUGGAGCAUAUUGCCUGGUCAUAUUCUUCAUCAGUUCGAUCAUAUGAGACUUUCGGAGAUGCCGUGGUACUUGACACAACUCACCGCCUGGAUGCAUAUGAUAUGGUUCUAGGAAUUUGGAUUGGAGUGGAUAAUCAUGGGAUGCAUGCUUUCUUUGGUUGUGUGCUUCUAAGGGACGAAAAUAUACAAUCUUUUUCCUGGGCAUUAAAAACAUUCUUGGCUUUCAUGAAUGGAAAGGCUCCAGAAACAGUUCUAACUGACCAAAAUGUGUGGCUCAAAGAUGCGCUUGCUGUUGAGAUGCCGAGAACCAAGCAUGCCUUCUGCAUUUGGCAUAUCAUUUCAAAGUUUUCAGAUUGGUUUUCUGCCCUGCCUGGAUCUCAAUAUGAUAAAUGGAAAGCUGAGUUCCAUCGGCUAUAUAAUUUGCACUCUGCCGAGGAUUUUGAAGUGGGAUGGAGGGAUAUGGUUGAUACAUAUGGACUACAUGGAAAUAAGCACAUCGUCAGCUUAUAUGCACUGCGUACAUUUUGGGCUCUACCUUUCUUAAGAUCUUACUUCUUUGCUGGAAUGACAAGCUCGUUUCAAUCAGAGUCUAUGAAUGCUUAUAUCCAAAGGUUUUUAAGCGUGCAAUCUGUACUUGACAAUUUUGUAGAGCAGUUGGUUGCUGUUGUGGAUGUUAAGGAUGUAGGAGCAAAACAGAAGAUGCAACGGAAGGUCCAGAAAGUCCCCCUCAAAACUGGUUCACCAAUGGAAUCUCACGCGGCUGCUGUUCUUACGCCAUAUGCCUUUUCCAAACUGCAAGAGGAACUUGUGUUGGCACCACAAUAUGCAUCACUAAUGGUUGAUGAAAAUUAUUUCAUUGUGAGACACCAUACAGAAAUGGAUGGGGGCUCCAAAGUUAUUUGGGGCCCACAUGAUGAGUACAUUAGCUGUAGCUGCCAUCAGUUUGAGUUCUCAGGCAUCCUGUGUAGACACGUUCUUCGUGUAUUAUCGACAAACAAUUGUUUUCAUAUCCCAGAUCAGUAUCUGCCCAUCCGUUGGCGUGAUAUUGCCUCAGCAAUGACAAAGUCAGCCCAAGGUCCCUCCUCAGGGGAGCAUGCAGUGAAAGUCCAGUUGUUGCAUUCCAUCGUCUCAACCCUAAUUGCAGAGUCAGUUGAGACAGAGGAACGCCUUGAUGUUGCUUGUGAUCAAAUUUCAGUGGUAUUGUCUCGAAUCAAGGAAUUCCCUGGGCCAUCAGAUGGUGUUAAUGAGAUCACCUAUGACAACAGCCCAUCCGAUUCAUUGAUACUUCCAGAGGUUGAGGAUUCAGAUGGUAUUGUUCAAAGUUUUACUGUUGGGAAUCCUCAUGAGUCAACUUUAGGAAAGCUGAAAGAGAGAAGAUUUAGAGAUCCGGUAGACAUGUAUAGGAAAAGAAGGCGUUGCACUAUGCCUUACUAUGGGCAGUUUGGACACGAGGCUACUGAUUGUUCAAUGAUGGGAGGUGAUGAUUUAAAUAGCGAUGGGCUAGGGUUUUUGUAGUUAAACUUCUGAAAUUGCUAGAUAGGUGAAGUUAUAGCAUUUUGGCAGCCUUGUCCGUAGACUGUUGUAAAAAAUCUCUCCAUUCAAAUGCAAUCCUAAGAUUGUUUUGUAUGUUUAGACUUUAGAGUGAAUAGAUAUAUAACGUUAUGACAGGACAACAGGCGACCCUUGCGAGUACUUGGGCGCAUGAAAUAGGAGGGUGAUAAGGUGAUAUAUCAGAUUGGGAGAAAAAGAGGGGGGUCUAAUGAGGGAGGGUGGGGAGUAAAGAGUUGGAUAUUAACUGAUGUUUAAUUUGGAAGAGGCUAUGUUGUUCCUUUGCCGGGUCCUCUGACGUAACCUCUUGUUAUAAUUUUGACUUUUUGUUAUUCACCAACUUCUUUCAUUGCACACGAGUUGGCAGACUUGCAAGCUUACAAAAUGGGAUGCUGUGUUUUGCAUAUGAUGAUAGCGAACCAAUAGCUUAAUGAUAGUUCAAAUGACUAGAGGACGACGAGAACUCUAGUAUGGAUGCAUGGUAAGAGAUCCGGCUCUUUCAAAAUUCACUGUCCAAAAACUUGUUUCGGUAACUAAGUCUGCAGUAUGUUCCUUCCAUUACAUUUCUUGUUGCACAGGUUAGAAGAUAGAAUGCAUCGAGGUCUUAAUUUUUGUAGUUUGCUGCCACGUAUAUUUUUAGUUGUGAUGGUUUUUCAUUCUUCCAAACCCUAAGGGGGAAGAUGUCCAAAACUAGUUAACGGUGGUCAUGGCGGUGUUAUGAGUUCCUUGUGUUUGAUAUUAUCUACAGGGAAUAGCAAGAAAGAAGUUCAAAUCUUCCACUGAACAAUGUGAUACAUUGAGGAUUGAAAAUUCUAAGAGUGACUCCCCUCAAGUUUUCUGGAACAUAUAGUAUUCUUCUAGCUUUCUGCCUCGGCAGCCAAAGAAACUCUGCUUAGCCUGCUUGGUGAAGUUUUCGUGUCACAUCCUUUGAACUUCCUACCUCCACUGCGGCGGCGGCCGGAGCCGAAAAGUGCUCUUUGCACUAGUGCUCUUCCCAAGCGGCUCUGGCUAUUUUCUUUGUCUGACGAUCUUCCGGUGCAGUACUCUUGGCUGCUGCCACUAUUGCUGCCUGAAAUCUCAGCAUUUGCUCUAUGAGAAGCCAUUUUUCUUAUUUGCCGCAGAGUGGGCCGACGGGGCUGUAAUGCAGGAUGUUU
Molecule: messenger RNA, 3788 nt
Organism: Rhododendron vialii
Lineage: Eukaryota; Viridiplantae; Streptophyta; Magnoliopsida; Ericales; Ericaceae
Product: protein FAR1-RELATED SEQUENCE 11-like
Exons: 5
Coding region: 328-2601 (757 amino acids)
Biological process (GO): regulation of DNA-templated transcription
Molecular function (GO): zinc ion binding
Source: RefSeq, a predicted model, not a curated record